AUGGGCAUCAAUAACCCCCUCCCCUCCAACUUGCAAUCGGAGUGCAAAAAGUGCGGCAAGAUUCUCGCCUCCUUCGUCAACCCGCGGCAGGCUUUUGGCCCCGAAAAGGUGAUUCCGCCCUCGAUCCUCGCCAACGCAAAGGGCCUGGCUAUCAUCACCGUGCUCAAGGCCGGCUUCCUCGGCUCCGGCCGCUUCGGAAGUGGCCUCGUCGUCGCGCGCCUACCCGACGGCUCCUGGAGCGCGCCCAGCGCCAUUGCCACGGCUGGCGCCGGAUUUGGCGGCCAAAUCGGGUUUGAGCUGACCGACUUCGUCUUCAUCCUCAAUGAUGCCAGCGCCGUCAAGACUUUUGCGCAGGCCGGCUCCCUUACGCUCGGCGGCAACGUGUCCCUGGCCGCCGGCCCCGUCGGCCGCAACGCCGAAGCCGCCGGUGCCGCCUCCCUCAAGAGUGUCGCCGGCAUCUUUAGCUACUCCAAGACAAAGGGCCUCUUUGCUGGUGUCUCCCUCGAGGGAUCUGCUAUCAUCGAGCGCCGCGACGCCAACGAGAAGCUCUACGGUACCCGGUACACUGCCCAGCAGCUCCUCACCGGCGCCGUCUCGCCCCCGCCGCAGGCCGGCCCGCUCAUGAACGUCCUCAACUCGCGCAUCUUUAGUGGCAUGCGCGGCGGCGCCAGCAUGAGCGAUGAGUCCAUGUACAAUGAUGUGCCCACCUACAGCGACAGCCGCGACGACUUUGGCGCCGGCGGCAACGGGCCGGCGGGCCCCCGACGGACGAGCACCUGGCAAGACGACGUCUACGACCGACCCUCGGGCUACAACGCCCCGGCGAGAGCAGGCACCUUUUCCUCGAACCACGCUACCGAGAACCACCACAACAGCAACAACAAUGGCUACUACGACAACCCGCCCUCGGACCGCAAGCAGGGCCCCGGCCGCCCCUCGGCCCCGAAACCCACAUUCAACACAGCCGCCUCGCUAAACAAAAACGAGGCUAUUGCGCUCUAUAACUUUGACGCCGAUCAGCCCGGCGACUUGGGCUUCAAAAAGGGCGACGUUAUCACGGUACUGAAGAAGACGGACAGCGACAAUGACUGGUGGACCGGCAUGGUUGGUACAAAGCACGGUAUAUUCCCCAGCAAUUACGUAAAGAUGAGGGCGUAG
Messenger RNA from Cordyceps militaris CM01, 1158 nucleotides. Its product is annotated as DUF500 and domain-containing protein. The coding region runs from base 1 to 1158 and encodes 385 amino acids. NCBI's taxonomy places the organism in Eukaryota, Fungi, Ascomycota, Sordariomycetes, Hypocreales, Cordycipitaceae. Gene Ontology annotation, biological process: actin filament bundle assembly; actin cortical patch localization. Gene Ontology annotation, cellular component: actin cortical patch. Gene Ontology annotation, molecular function: phosphatidylinositol binding; actin filament binding. The record is from RefSeq and is a predicted model, not a curated record. The transcript has 3 exons.